AUGGUCCAACUUGCACGGCUAUGGAUCGACUCUGCUACUAGUGACCUACACAACCAGGGAGAUGAAGAAAGGCAGGCACUCCAGGAUGAGCAGCCCCAACAAAAUCCUGUGUUUGAUGAAGAACAGGAUGACCAUCCCCAGCAAGAUCAUGUGUUUGAUGAUGAAUAUGAUCAACAGCAGCAGCAGUUUGAUGAUGAACAUGGUCAGCAGCACCAGCCUGAAGAACCCAUGUUUCCUGGAGGUCCUUAUGAUCUUUAUGUCCUUAAAGAUUAUGAGCACCAUAUUGCAAUUAAUGUGUGGAAUGGACAUAGAUGGCACGCAGAGACUAGUUCAUUUCACCUGCCAUUCGGUGAAAUGACUAUUACUCUUGACGACGUUAGGGGUCUUUUGAGCAUCCCAUGUUUUGGAGAGUUUUUCAUACCUCUCGCAAAUGUCAAUGAAGAUUUGGCAAUUGCUGCUGCUGUUGAGUUGUUGGGAGUUGCAUAUGAUGAAGCUGUCACUGAAACUAGGACCAAUAGAGGGUGUAUCAUUUUAGCUGAUAAAAGUUUUACCCUUGUAUCUGCAAAAUAUCUGUUUUUGUUUCAAGACCUUGAUACUUGUGGUAAAUGGGCAUGGGGACCAGCUGCACUUGUUGUGUUAUAUGACUAUCUUAGAGAUAGUACAUUGUCUGCAACCAAACAAAUUGGAGGAUAUAUAUCUUUAUUUCAGACUUGGAUUUAUGAACAUUUUCCUGAUAUUUGUAAACGGGAUAUGGAUGAGCUUAUCUCCUCGAUGCCAUGGAUGUUUCGUUGGACUGCAAAACAAACAUCUGAGAACGUUGCAUUUUACAGGGCAAAGUUGGAUGCUUUGAGGGAUAUUGAUAUUAUUUGGACGCUGAAUUACGACGAGAACUCUAUGACACGAUUUUAG
Messenger RNA from Cicer arietinum (chickpea), 909 nucleotides. Lineage: Eukaryota; Viridiplantae; Streptophyta; Magnoliopsida; Fabales; Fabaceae. The record is from RefSeq and is a predicted model, not a curated record.